GCUAUGGCGUGUCUCACCUUAUCUGUGUCAGUGGAACUGGAGUAUUGGGUUAGAGCCGAGGGCUGUGUAUGCAUGCUGUUUGUGUGUGUGUGGGAGUGUAUGAGGGAGAGAAGGAGAGAGACUGUGUGUGUGAGAGAGAGUGAAAGUGUGAGAGAGAGGGAGAGAGCAGGAGAGAGCGCAGUUGUGAAAUGGGGACAGAGAGAGAGGAAUCCAAGCAGACAGCUUCCCUAAUAGAGCAUGAUUAACUCAGCUACAGAGGCAGGGAGCCGUUGGAUUACAGUUGAAUUUUCAGCUCGAUAUUUGGAUGUAUAUGUUUAAGAUUUAGCCACAAUGUCGACAGUACAUCCGCUUCUGAAAGCAUGUUUAAUAAUGGACCAGCGAAUAAACUUAAAAUGGUGGCUGCAUUUUUUAUUGCUUUGCCUCAUUUUUGGUGCUUCGUUUGGAGAAGUCCGUUACAUCCUUCCAGAGGAGAUGCAGCGGGGGUCGGUUAUCGGCAAUGUUGCAAGGGAUCUGGGGCUGAAAGUGUUGGAGCUUGAUGCUCGUCGAGCCCGUGUUGUUGCAGAAGGGACCAGUCAGCUGUGUGAACUGGACACUGCGUCAGGGAAUCUUUUGAUAAGCCAACGGAUAGACCGAGAGGAGCUCUGCGCGCAAGCCACUGUCUGCACCCUGCAGUAUCAGCUGUUACUCGAAGAUCCCCUUCAAGCAUACAGCAUAGUUUUGGAUAUUGCAGAUAUAAAUGACAACAGCCCAGUGUUCGCUGCAGAGGAGAUACGGCUAGAUUUAGUCGAAUCCACUGUUCUGGGGAGGCGCUUUCCAUUGGAGAGCGCGCAUGACCCCGAUCUGGGAACCAACUCAGUCCGUGAAUAUAAACUGAGCCCGAAUGACCAUUUUGCACUGGAAAUGAGCACCCAAAUAAACGGCAAUGCUUAUCCGGAACUUGUUCUUAAAAAGGCCUUGGACCGGGAGGCGCAAGCUGAACAUGUACUGAAAAUCAAUGGAAUUGACGGGGGAAAUCCGGUCAGAUCAGGAACUGCUUCUAUCCAUAUCCGUGUUUUGGACGCCAAUGACAACGUUCCAGCUUUUAGCCAACGAGUCUACAAAGCCUCUGUACCAGAGAACUCGGCCAUAGGGACUCUCAUAGCAAAGCUAAAUGCCACGGACUCAGAUGAGGGUGUUUAUGGAGAGAUAACCUACUCUUUCAGUCACUUGUCAGACAAGACUGGGGGAGUUAUUGAAAUUAACCCUGUGAGUGGAGAAGUUAGGGUGGCAGGUGUUAUUGACUAUGAAGAGGCCAGUACGCAUGAACUGGAUGUCCAGGCUAAAGAUGGAGGUGGUCAGGCGUCUCACUGUAGACUUAUAAUUGACGUCAUUGACGUAAAUGACAAUAAGCCCAUAAUAGAAAUAAAGUCAGCCUCUGCUAACGUGGCUGAAGACUCUAAACCAGGAACUAUGGUUGCUCUGAUUAAUAUAUAUGACCUGGACACUGGAAGCAGUGGGCGCGUCACGUGUACAAUCCCGCAAAAUGUUCCAUUUAAAUUUGUGUCGGAAGUCAAAAACUAUUACAUGUUAGUGACUGACGGAAUACUAGACAGAGAGCUUCAACCCGAGUAUAACAUCACAGUCACAGCCACUGAUGCGGGCUCUCCCCCACUCUCUAGUAUAAAAGUUAUUACAAUCGUGGUCACUGAUAUUAAUGAUAACCCUCCGACGUUUACGCAGCGCGAGUACAAUGCCAACAUCUUGGAAAACCAGCCCGUUGGCACGUUUGUGAUGAGAGUGACAGCAGAGGACAUUGACGACGGCUCUAAUGCUAAAAUACUGUACCAAAUAUCAAAGGAUACAAAGUCAGAAGUGUCCUCCUUUCUCACCAUCAACGCAGACACAGGAGAGCUCUUCACGUCACGCCUCUUUGAUUACGAACAGUCAGUUCACUUUCAAAUUAAGGUGACAGCUCGAGAUGGAGGUGACCCGCCACUCUCCACCACCUGCACUGUAAACGCUUUUAUUAAAGACCAAAAUGACAACGCACCGGUUGUCCUAUAUCCUGUCCAAACCACUGGGUUCAUAGCUGAGGAUAUGGUGCCCAUUGAAGCGCCUCGUGGUUACCUGGUUACUAAGGUGGUAGCUGUGGACGCAGACUCUGGCCAUAACGCGUGGCUGUCCUAUAGAAUAAUCAAAGCAACGCGGCCUAACCUGUUCAUAGUCGGUCUGCAUACAGGAGAAAUCAGAACUUUGCGAGCAUUCAUGGAGGACGAUGAGCCGAAACAAACGGUUGUUGUCUCAGUAACCGAUAACGGGCACGAAUCUCUGUCCGCCACCGCCACGGUCAGCGUGGUGAUUGGUGACGGGCUGCCUGUUUUAAACGAGCUCUUUGAGUUUACAGAUGAACCACAGGAGAGCGAUGACUUAACGUUUUAUUUGAUUAUCGCUUUGAUAGCCGUUUCCUCUCUUUUCAUCCUUUUACUCAGCGGAGUGUUUUACUUUAAGCUCUGCCGGCGUAGUUACGUUUACCGUUCAACCACCGCUAGUCUACCAGUUUUCCCCACGACCUACUGCCCCCCUAGUUUUACAGAUUUAAGCCGCUGUGGCACCCUGCUAAAAGAUGAGCGGUAUGAUUCCUUCAUGACCACAGGGUCGUGGAGAGGCGAUUUCCGUUUCGGCUCCAGCACAGACACUGAUACACUGAAGCAAAGAAGCGCAGCUUAUCAAAAAAACACGUUAAGGCGCGCAAGUGCGGACAGAGCUACUCUGAAGGUGAGGGCCGGUGCAUCGCAUCCGUGUUACGUGGUUAAAUGAGAGUCGGCCAUAACAUUUUUGACACAACUGUCACUGUUGUAAAAUAUCCCUAAAUUAAAAUUGGACCCUUUGACUGCCAAAUAUGUCAGAAUUUUAUUCGUGCGUAAACAUGUUGUCUAUGCUUUAAUGUGCUGUAAUGUUCUUGGA
Messenger RNA from Epinephelus fuscoguttatus (brown-marbled grouper), 2943 nucleotides. Its product is annotated as protocadherin gamma-A2. Lineage: Eukaryota; Metazoa; Chordata; Actinopteri; Perciformes; Serranidae. The transcript has a single exon. Bases 331 to 2796 code for a protein of 821 amino acids. Gene Ontology annotation, molecular function: calcium ion binding. Gene Ontology annotation, cellular component: plasma membrane. The record is from RefSeq and is a predicted model, not a curated record. Gene Ontology annotation, biological process: homophilic cell-cell adhesion.